Molecule: messenger RNA, 1161 nt
Organism: Cryptosporidium ubiquitum
Lineage: Eukaryota; Apicomplexa; Conoidasida; Eucoccidiorida; Cryptosporidiidae
Exons: 1
Coding region: 1-1161 (386 amino acids)
Biological process (GO): poly(A)+ mRNA export from nucleus
Cellular component (GO): nucleus
Source: RefSeq, a predicted model, not a curated record
AUGGUUGAAAUAAAUGAAUUUGAUUCUGGGAUAUCAAAUAAUGAAAAUGCUAGAAACGAUGAACCAAAGAUAAAUGGGGAGCAAACGCCUAUAGAGUCUUUUAAUUUACAUUUUUUUUCAGAAAAAGAGCAGGAAAAUUUAGUAGAAGAAAAAAGAAAAAAAAGAAAAACCAUUGAAAAAAAUCCUAAUCAAAUUCACGUAAACGAUGGAAAAAGUAACCAUUUGGAUGUUUCUAAUAAGAAUAAUUCACAUUACGAUGACUUUAUAGUUGAGGAUGAGUCUUCUGAUUUUGAUGAAGAUGAUAUUAUUCGAGUCGAGGGAGGGAUUAAAUCAUCCGACGAUGAAUACAAUGAAAAAAUGGGUAGUAAUUACAUUGGAGUCACUAAUCUGAAUAUGAACAAGAAUUCAGUUGGGAGGAAGUUUUCAGAAACAGAAAUCCUAACUGAAAUUAGGCAAUUUAUACAAUUAAUGAAAGAUGCCGCUAAUAAAGAUGAGGUCGCUUACUCAAACGGAAAAGUUGCCAUUUCAAAACUGAAAAUGGUUGACGAGGUUUGUAGAAAAGUCUCUAUGAAUAAUUUGUCGAGUUACUUCAUCUCAGAAGGAGUGCUUGAUAUUUUAAGUCAGUGGCUUUCGCCCUUUAAUGACGGUACACUUCCAAGCUUAUCAAUACGAAAUAAGAUUCUGAAAUUAAUAAGUAAUAUUCCUUUACGGGAAGAAGAGAUAACUUCUACGGAAUUAGGAAAAACACUGUGCAAGCUUUGGAAAAACCCUGCUGAAACUAUUGAAAAUAGACAGAUUAUAAGGACACUAAUACAACGUUGGGUAAGAUUAAUCUCUAAGACCAGACAAUCAUCAUCCUUGGAAACGGUCAGUAAAGCUGCGGCUGCCGCUGAAAGCCUGAACUCACAAAUUAAAUCCAAUGGCAGUGAGCCAAAUUUGAAUAAAAGUAUGCUCUAUGUAGAACCGAGAACUGCAAGAAUACCAAUUACCACUGGUUAUAACUUUAAAGUUAUUCCACAAAAUGACAGCUCAAAUAUCGAACAUGGCACAAGCACAUUUAAAGAUAAAUCAAUUGGGAAUAUUAGCAUUAACAGAAAUAACCGCACAAAAAAUAGGUCUAAGCAUGCAAUGAAAAUUAGCCUUGAAGGCAGAGGGCUUUAG